AUGAGGAAAAAACAAUGCCCGUGGAGGAUAAAUGCUCGUUACAAGGAAGAAAAACAAUGCCCGUGGAGGAUAAAUGCGUCUAUAGACAAGUCUAACAAUUACUUCUACAUUCGUAAGUACAACAAUAACCACAUGUGUGGAAUAUUUUUCGAUACUGCUAGCAAGAAGCGUGACACUUCUGAUGUAAUUAGUCCUCGGAAAAUUCAAGCACAGAUAAAAGAAAAUUACGGGCUUGACAUAACAUACUACGUGUCGUGGAGAUCAACCGGUGGUGGGAGGGACAAGAUUUUUGGCGAUCAUGGUCUUUCGUAUUCGUAUCUCCCCGCGUAUUUUCGAGAAGCAGAGCAUGAAAAUCUAGGAAGUGUUUUCCACCUUGAAGUCGAUAAGGUAUAUUCCCGAUCGCAUUCCCAGUUGUUUGCGAAUAGACAAACGACAACUGGGAUUGGUUUUUUAAAACAUUUUAAGGAUGCAAUAGGGAAGGACAGAACGCUAGCCUUCGUUUCCGACAGAAACCACGACAUUCUUCAAGGUGACAAGAACGUGUUUCCGGAUUGUGUUCAUGGUUAUUUUUACAAACAUUUAACUUUGAAUCUCAAAGAUAAAUUUCGGGGUGCUACUAAGAAUCAUUGCAAUGCAGUCCUCAAACAGUUUCAAUACUGCGCAUAUGCUGCUACUAAACAAGAAUUCGACAGAAAUGUGGAAAAGCUGCGAGCAAUGGGCGGACCCAAAGUUUGUAAAUUUCUUGUAAAUGCCCCUAAAGAUAAGUGGUCUAACGCAUACUUUGUGGGACAUCGGUAUGGCCAGAUGACGUCAAACGGUUGUGAAUCGUGGAAUUCACAAAUUAAGAUGAGGAGAUUACUUCUGAUAACGAAUUUAUAUGAUGGUAUUCGUAUAUUUGUGAUGGCGCAGAUGUCACUUAGACUAGGUGAGGCGUAUGAUUUAAAAGAUGAGGUUGUUGGUCGAUAA
Messenger RNA from Erythranthe guttata (spotted monkey flower), 966 nucleotides. NCBI's taxonomy places the organism in Eukaryota, Viridiplantae, Streptophyta, Magnoliopsida, Lamiales, Phrymaceae. The record is from RefSeq and is a predicted model, not a curated record.